GACUGAGGGAUCUAAGGCACGUCACACCAGCCCAAGCUCAGUAAAGUGCUACACACACCUCGCAUCUUCCUCCUCCUUCGCCUUCUGCAGUAGGAUACACCGUCCACCGCCACUUCAACGAUACCUCAAGAUGCAAAGCGUACUGCUUCUCCUCGUCUCCUGCGUGGCCGGCUGCGUGGUGGCCGCCCCUGCCUCUCUGGAGUCCACCGCUACGCCCAUCCCGAUCCUGAUGGACGAGAGGAUACCCAUUGACCAAUACGGCGGUUAUGGCUUCAGGAUACAGACUGGGAAUGACGUGACCUGGGUGGAGAGGGCAGAGGCGAGCGGUCCUACCAACGAGGUCACCAGGACAGGACAGUACAGGUUCGUUCACCCAGACGGCACGGUGCACCUGCUGACUUACACUGCUGGCGUCAACGGAUUCCAGCCCAUCUCUGACAUGCUGCCCACGCCUCACCCACUCGAGCCCUGGCAUCUGGAGCAGAUUGCAUUCGCCGAGAAACAGAAAGCAGAGGCGGCGGCAAGAAAGGCGGCGGAGGAAGAGGUAGAGGAAUGAGGAGACUUGACCUAACCACUUGGAGAAAACGGUUUGCCAGAGUUGUUAGUUAUUUGUUGACGUGGUUAUGACGACUGUACUUUUAUUGUUUAUUUUAAGUUACGAUGUCUUGGUAUUAAUGUACUUGUAUAGUUUAUUUUGUUAACGUUUACAUCAUUCUAUCCUUCAGAGUUUUAGAGAAAUAAUGUUGUUUCGUUCCCUCUCUCUCUAUUUUGGAGGUGUGUGUGUGAAAAGAGUUAAAGUAUAAAGUUUUCUUUGUUGAUAUGUAUAUGAGAUAUUUUGUAUAUUAAUGAAAAUAUAUAUACUUUAUAUUUA
Portunus trituberculatus (swimming crab) is the source of this 871-nucleotide messenger RNA. Its product is annotated as cuticle protein AM1199-like. The transcript is spliced from 5 exons. Lineage: Eukaryota; Metazoa; Arthropoda; Malacostraca; Decapoda; Portunidae. The coding region runs from base 131 to 556 and encodes 141 amino acids. The record is from RefSeq and is a predicted model, not a curated record.